Daphnia pulex (common water flea) is the source of this 983-nucleotide messenger RNA. RefSeq names its product cell wall integrity and stress response component 3-like. The transcript has 2 exons. The record is from RefSeq and is a predicted model, not a curated record. Lineage: Eukaryota; Metazoa; Arthropoda; Branchiopoda; Diplostraca; Daphniidae. Bases 68 to 847 code for a protein of 259 amino acids.
CAGUAUUCGCUAACCUUUGCUAAGGGUGCGUUGUAACAGUCGAGAUUUUCGUAGAGUUAAAACAAAAAUGCGCUUAGCUCUAUGUCUAUUGGUAUUUUUCGUCGUGGCUUACGCAUCCAAGACACCCAAAAGGAGCAACUACUUCCCGUAUUAUGAGCCCAACAUAGCAGAGCAUCAGAGAUUUCUGAAGAGCUCAACAACAGUGACGACAACGAAGAUACUGACCGCGAUCUAUACAAUUACUUGCACCAAGUCAACUACAGCAUGUACUUCUUCUUCUACCAGUACUAGUACUACUUCAAGUUCAGCAACCUCUACCAGUGCAACCUCUACCAGUGCUACCACUACUUCCAGCAGCACUUCUUCUACAACGAGCAGUACUUCUUCGACAACCAGCAGUACUACCUCGAGUACUGCUGGUCGCCGACGAAGGCAGAUUGACAUCAGAGAUGUAGAAGUCCAAGACUGGACAAACGAGCAAUUGCCCAUUGUUCCUUCAAAUGUUCAAGGGGUUGAAGCUACCCAAGCACCAGUUCGAGAAGGACGUUCUGCAUACCCACAACUGUUCGCUAUGAUGCCCCCGUUCGGAUAUUAUCAACCCCAAGAAAUCCAAUCCGGUUUCGACAACGACCCCACUCUCGCCUUGCCUUAUUAUGGGUCGUAUGUUCAACCUGCCGCCAUCAGCCAACCUCGUAUUUUCUUCGGCGCCUUGAACGGCUUAUUAUUUCCAAAUUUUGUGGUAACCAAGACAGAGACGGUUACAAUGGUUUCCAUCGUCCCUUCCACUUCGACUUUGAGUCCAACGUGCAGUACUGCCAAUCCCGGUGCUUUACAAUGUCCAGCAUAAAUCCACACGAUAUCCGACCGCUUUUCUUUCGACUUUGGUGGCAGCCAUCUAUUUUUAAUAUUAUAUAAGCAUCUAGACUUUUAUGUUUGUUUAGCUACAAUUUGUAGCGUUUAAAUACAACAAUCCCGCAAAUCAA